UGCCGAAAUAUUGCACCGUUCAUCGCUAGAUGGCUUAAUUUCGUUAGUUGCACCGUUCACUGCUAGAUGGCAAGGCCAUAAAAUGCGAGGCGCGUUUGUUUUGCUUAGAAUGAUCAAUAUGGCGACUUCCGUAAAAUAGUAAAUAAACGGGAUUGCAUUUAUUAUAACAUCAUAAUAAAUUUGUUUUGAAGGUGUACUUAUUUAUUGUUCUUAUUCUUGUAUCCAUUAGUAAACGGCUAUCACAAAGAAUAUAAACGUAAAGUGAAGUUUCUUAGUAUUCUUAAGUUUUCUUCAAAUUUAUGUUGUAGGAACCAUGUGCAUCGUUUUUUAAUAAAAAAAUGAUAAAUUCGAAAAUAGUUGUAUAAACAAAAAUCGUGGACUUACCUUUAAUAAAAAUGUCGCAUCAGCGUGAAUUGGUAAGGGAGAAAGUCCUUUUUCGGAUUUUAAAAAACAAAAGUCCAACUCUUAACAACAUAUGUGAGAAACUGAAUCACAAUGUGAAAAAUAUUGUUUUGUUAUCAGAAGAUGAACUUUGUGAACUAUGGCAACAUGUAAAAAUUAUAUUGUUUGAAGCUAAGAAUUUAUAUGCACGGUCAUCAAAGAGUGACAGAUAUGUGAAAGAAUAUAAUCAAAUGGUUAAUCUGAUACGUGAAAUAACUGCAAUGACACUUGAAACAAUAACACAAAGAAUGUUUAUACCUAAUGUUUUGUUACAAAAUGUAAUGUUACUACAUUCUGUUAUAUUCCCUAAAAUGAAGAAUGACCAGGUCAAGGAUGAAAUAUCAUGUCUUUUGGAAAACUGGUGGAAAUUAGAUAUGAUAUGGAAAGAGAAAGUGAUAACAAAUUCAUUAAUAUACCUCAUUCAAAAUUGUAAAUCCUCAUUGUUACACAUAAAACGUUUAUAUGAGAUAAAGUCUAGUAUUAUAUUAUUAAAAUCUGUUGAACAUGUACAAGAAUUACUUAAACUUGUUAGAGAAAAGACCAUAAUGUCACUUGAAGAAGGUCGAAUGUUGAUGCUGUACUUGUUUACACUUGGGGAGGAAUAUAUAUUGGGAAUUCAUAAUAAUACAAAAGUAGUAUUACAAAAUAUUGGACAUAAUUAUAUUAAUGGAUAUGCAGAUUUAUAUAUGACGGCAUGGUCGGAUGGAACGAAAAAAGUGAAAAAAUUUAUCAUUGAAAAUUGUUUGCGAGAUAUUGUUUUUCAUUGUUUUCGAGCAUAUAGAGAUUCCGCGGGAAGGGGGAAGCUGGGCAAAAAUUUGCUUUUAUUUCUGACUGCUAUUCACCAUAGUAAAAAUCAUACAACAAGGUUUAUGAUUCAUAACCAAUGUAAACUUUUACUUUGGAAACAUUUAAAGGGUCCUGGCUCUUACAUUAAAUGUAAUGCAAUAGAAAUUCUUUUUAUCACGAGCUCUGUCCAUUUUACGAGUACCGUAAAAAGUAGAAAUAAAUGUUAUCUUCAAAAAUAUUAUAAAACAAUAACCGAUCUUUUAAAUGAUUCAGAUUAUGAAGUUUGCAAUAUUACCAUGAACGGUCUUUUCGAAAUGUUAGAGAAAUAUUGGAAUUCUGUCCCAAGCAACUAUAUUAAUGAUUGGUUGAGCAUUUUACUACAUUAUACUAAAAAUUCUAGCAAUUCUGAAAUGAGAGCGAAUGUUUUCAUCGGUCUAAAAAACAUAUUAGUUAAGAAACGGUCGCAUAAAAUAAUCGAGGAUUUUCUACCGAAUUUUGCAUAUAGUAUUUACGAUGAAGAUAGCGCGGUACUAGACGCGCUGAUCAAAUUCUUAUGGCAUGCACAAAAUCAACUUGAAAUACCAUUUUGGAAGAUAAUACCCUUAACGUACAUACUCGAUCGCAUGGAGACUACUCGAAACAUAGUUUUAUUGCGGGAUUUAAUAAAACUUAUUUGGUCGCGUAUAUCGUUAAAUAAUGCCGACUACGAUAAUAUAACCGAUGAAAUAACAGACAUAGGAAUGAAAAAUUUUAAUGCUAUUAGGAGAUUUUGCUUUCACUCUGAAUCUGUUUUAAGCCACAGUCUGUCUGCGAAGCUUAUUGAAACUAUUUUACCUAUAAUAGAAAAAGAGAUACAAUGCUCAACUUCAAAAAAGAUAUCACAAAAAAACAGCUGUAAAAAAUUGAAGCUUGUAAAUAAAGAAAGCAAUUGCAAAAAUGUAACAAACAUAAAUAAUUACGAAGAAGAUUUUGAUUAUAAAAAAAUGCAAAUAUAUAUUGAUGUUAUUUCUAUAUUAUUACUAACUAAUAUUAAAAAUAUAGAAAGGGAAGGAAAAACAGAAGUUUUACAACUAAUUGCAAACAUACUGCCAGAGUUAUUAAAAUACUUUAAGGAGACUACAGUAAAUGAAUCAGUAAUAUUUUUAUUUUCUGUAAUACCGCCAAAAUUGUUCCCAAAUUUUAUCGAAAUUGUAGAUAUGUUAGUACAAGAAUUAUGCGAUCCCAAAACCCGCGAUGAUAUCAUACUUACAAUUAUAUAUGUUCUUAUGAAGUGGGAAAGAGAAGACACGAUUUUACUUACGUUGACAAACGUUUUCACAAAAUCUUUAAAUAUAAAUCCACAGCAUAAUGAGAGCACUGUCGAUGGGGAUGGGGUUAAAAUAAAUGAGGAAGGCUUAGAAUUAAGUUUAAGGAUUCUAAAACAUUUGUUACAUAUAGAACAUCAAUCAAUUUCCGUGAAUAAAUAUCAUAAAAAUAUACUUGAGUUUUGGACAAGUUUACAUAGAUUAAAAAUAUUUAUAGAAAGACAAUUAAAAAAUAAUUGCAACGUGAAAAGUCUGGAAUCUAAAGACUUAAUUGUAGAAUUUUUUAAAGAGUACAUAUCAUUGACCUUUUUGCUACACAAAGAAGACGUGUUCGAUGCACCACAACAUUUCUCGGAAAUGUUGUUAUGGAUUAAAAAGAUAGUGAUACCACAUAUAUCACACAUCGAUGUAGAUACGCUAGAUAGUCAUUCAACUUGUAUAAAUUUAAUAAGAACUACUUUUGAUAUGUCGAAUUUACUACUGAAAGGAUGCAAUAACACCCCAAAAUUAUGUUGUGAUAUUGUACUUUUAUACUGUUGCUGUUUAUCAUCGGAAAGUGGUGUAGCUUUUUUGAAUAAUGCAUUCGAUGCAAUAAUGAUAUUGUUAGAUUUCGGUAAAACAGCUUACGAGAAUCAAGAACCAAAUUUAAUAAAUAUUGUUGUACCAAAUUUUGUUUGUGUCACAAUGAUAACUUUAACCAAAUAUAACAAAGGUGUUCUAAUAAAAUAUACAAAUAAUUUAAUAGUAUUACGCGAAUUGACACAAAAGUACUUUUCUAUCAUUAAAAGUAUUUUUAACAAUCAAAACAUGUGUCUUCCGUUCAUAACUAUCAUGCUCAAUGUUGCAAUUAGCAGCAUAAGCACGGAAAUGACUCGAGUACUUCAAGAUGCGACUACCAUAGAGGAAAGCAUCAUAACCGUGACUUUUCCUUACUUGGCAAAAAAAAUAUUAAAUAUUAUUUUAAACGUAAAAAAAUACCAAAAAUUAACCAUACAGGUAUUAACAGGAGCAAUAACUAAUUAUACUAAAAUCGACAUGCUUUCGGCUCUAGUCGUGAUACACCGGUUGCAUAAAUCGUCCAAUAAAAAGAUUAUCAAUAAGCUUAAGAAUUUAACACUAGCGUCAAAAAUGCAUAACCAAAAACAUUCUUAUCACACUGCCCUUGACAGAUCUAUACGUGAUGCAAUGAAUAUAGUUAUACGUGCAAUACUGAAGCAAUGAUAAAUAAUGCGUUAUUCAGCAAAAUGCAUUUUACGCGAUGAACAAUUUAAUAGUUUAUAAUUUUCAUGUGCUUCUAGAUUUUUAAGAGUGCAUUUUAUUACAUUUUUGUAUGACAUAGAAAGAAUUAUUUUUUUACAAAAAUUGAAAGUACAAAAUUUCGUAGAAUUAGUUCUUACAGAUUGGAUCUUUUAUGUUAUUCAUAGAAUAAGAAUAUCAAGAAAAUUUGAGAACAUCUAAAUUAUAAAAAUAUAUGUAUAUAUUUUCUAUUUAUAGAAAUGUAACUAUUUUUAUACAAAAGAAAUGACUAAUUACUAUAAAUAUA
This is a messenger RNA of Megachile rotundata (alfalfa leafcutting bee), 4074 nucleotides long. RefSeq names its product condensin-2 complex subunit G2. Gene Ontology annotation, cellular component: condensin complex; nucleus. The record is from RefSeq and is a predicted model, not a curated record. Gene Ontology annotation, biological process: mitotic sister chromatid segregation. NCBI's taxonomy places the organism in Eukaryota, Metazoa, Arthropoda, Insecta, Hymenoptera, Megachilidae.